Molecule: messenger RNA, 885 nt
Organism: Dovyalis caffra
Lineage: Eukaryota; Viridiplantae; Streptophyta; Magnoliopsida; Malpighiales; Salicaceae
Source: the annotation of a GenBank genome assembly
AUGCCUUCUCAGAAAAUUGAAACUGGUCAUGAGGACACUGUCCAUGAUGUGGCAAUGGAUUACUAUGGCAAGCGGAUUGCAACUGCCUCAUCCGAUCAUUCAAUCAAGAUAGUUGGGAUUAACAACAAUACUUCUCAGCAUCUUGCAAAUCUGAUUGGGCACCAAGGCCCAGUUUGGCAAGUAGCUUGGGCUCACCCGAAAUUCGGCUCGUUGCUUGCUUCUUGUUCUUAUGAUGGGCGAGUCAUAAUAUGGAAGGAGGGUAACCAGAAUGAUUGGACCCAAGCUCAUGUUUUUGAUGAUCACAAAUCAUCUGUCAAUUCCAUUGCUUGGGCACCUCAUGAACUGGGGCUCUCUUUGGCAUGUGGUUCAUCUGAUGGGAAUAUAUCUGUUUUUACUGCACGAGCUGAUGGCAAUUGGGAUACAUCGAGGAUUGAUCAAGCUCACCCAGUUGGUGUAACUUCUGUUUCGUGGGCCCCAUCCACUGCACCUGGUGCCCUUGUUGGUUCUGGUUUGCUUGACCCUGUUCAGAAGCUUUGCUCAGGUGGCUGUGAUAAUACCGUCAAAGUGUGGAAACUUUAUAAUGGGAAUUGGAAGCUGGAUUGCUUUCCAGCUCUUAAUAUGCAUGCUGAUUGGGUGAGGGAUGUUGCUUGGGCACCCAACUUGGGCCUUCCGAAAUCUACCAUUGCUAGUGCCUCACAGGAUGGGAAGGUUAUUAUAUGGACUGUGGCAAAGGAAGGUGAUCAAUGGGAAGGGAAGGUCUUGCAUGAUUUCAAGGCUCCUGUUUGGAGGGUCUCGUGGUCUCUAACUGGAAACAUACUGGCUGUUGCUGAUGGGAACAACAAUGUAACAUUGUGGAAAGAAGCUGUAGAUGGGGAGUGGCAACAG